UCUAAAAACUCAGAACAAAAAACAGCCAUUGUUUUUUUUUCCUUUUUACUUUUGUGCUACCCAACUUUGAGGAACAGCCAAACAUAGAUUAUAUGAUCUUAUUGUCUGCACGUACGGACCAGACAUAAUCAUGAAGAAAGCUAGAAAUGUCGAUUCUUUGAUACUUAAUGCGAUCAGAUGCCAGAAAGAUGAUGAUAUUAUUAGUAAUAUCAGAAGAGACAAGUGUUGCUGUAGUAAUAACAAUUUAAAGAACAAGAAUAAUAGACGAAGCUUCUAUGAGCUUUCUUUGUCUUUCAUGCUCUUACUUUGGUGUCUUGUUCUUUUGUUCUAUACUCGGCUUGGCCUCAGCCAUGAAAAUGAAGGAAAUGUGACUCUUCAGAACACAAGUAUACCUUAUCCUGGUGAUGGGUUCAAGAAUAACAAGAUUUCUAAUGAUACAUACUCAUACAUUUCAAACAGAAUGUAUAAUAAUAACACAAAUGGAGUGUUAUUAGAGCUUAAUCUGACAUCCAACUGUAACAAAUCCACAGUUCAUAUUAGCUUUGCAAAUAACAAGUACUCUAUUUCAGAGACAGACAGGGUAGAAGAAGUAAUCUGGAGCUUUUUAGGCUACAGAACUUUAUUCUGUAAAUCCGAGAAACCUGAAAACUGGAAAAUAGCAGAUAGAACAGAUUUAAAAGCACUACCUGCAGAAGGGAGACAACAUCAUUCUACUUAUCUAAAUCUCGACGAGUUCCGAAACAUAACGAGACAAGAUCGGAAAGGCGAAGAGGUUUCUAAUGAGCUUGUUAACAUUACUCACCGAUUCGAACCUGACGGAAAAGAGUAUAACUAUGCUUCUGCAAUGAAAGGUGCAAAAGUUGUUGCAGCAAAUAAGGAAGCAAAAGGUGCUGAUAAUAUACUUGGAAAGGAUAAGGAUAAGUACUUGAGGAAUCCUUGUUCUGUUGGAGGCAAAUUUGUUGUGAUUGAGCUUUCUGAGGAAACAUUAGUUGAUGUUGUCAAGAUUGCUAAUUUUGAGCAUUAUUCUUCUAAUUUUAAGGGUUUUAACCUGUCAGGAAGUUUGAAUUACCCAACUGAAAGAUGGACUCAGUUGGGUAACUUCAAUGCUGCUAAUGUGAAGCAAAGCCAAAGGUUUAAGUUGCCUGAACCCAAAUGGGUCAGGUAUCUGAAGCUGGAUCUACUUAGUCAUUAUGGUUCUGAAUUUUACUGCACAUUGAGUGCUGUUGAGGUGUAUGGUGUAGAUGCAAUCGAGCGAAUGCUCGAAGAUCUCUUAGUUUCCAAGCCUAAUACAACUGCAGCACCAUUAGAAUCGAAUCCUGUCAAUGAGAAAAGAAAUGGCCAAGUUAGAAAUAUGACUGACAAUAAUCCUGCUGUUACUGCAACAGAAAAUAUCAAUAAUGCUCAGAUAUCCGCAACUACAGCGAAAAAUCCUGUGGCUGCUGCUACGAGCAAGAUUUUGGAUUCUGCAGCUGAAGUUAGACAGCAACCAGUUAGCAGAAUAGCUGGUGAUUCUGUUCUGAAAAUCUUGCUGCAGAAAGUGAGGUCACUUGAGCUGAAUUUAUCUGUAUUAGAGGAGUAUAUCAAAGAAAUGAACAGAAGACAAGGAGUUAUUCUGCCUGAUCUAGAGAAGGAACUAUUAAGAAUAUCAAUCCUUAUGGAAAGUAGCAAAACAGAACUUGAUUCUGUCAUAGAAUGGAAAGAAAAUUUGGAUAAAGGACUCGAGAACCUUGAGUCAUGGAAAAAUGAAGUCUCGUCGCGAAUGGAUACAUUAGUCAGAGAAAACAUCAUGCUAAGAUUAGAUGUUGAAAAAGUAGGAAAUGAUCAGGCAAAUCUAGAAAGCAAGGAGUUAGCAGUUAUAGCAGUUAGUCUAUUUUUCAUGUGUUUUGCAACAAUGAAGUUAGUUUCAUCAAGUGUUUUUAGUUUCUUAGGAACUUCAGAUUCUCAAUCAGAUAAAGAUUGCAGAACAGGUAGAGGUUGGGUUAUGAUACUUGUAAGCAGCACUAUGACCAUCUUCAUCACCCUCCUCUCUAGUUAGUAUCUCAUUUUAUGUCAAAAUAAUAGAUUUUGAGCUUGUAAAUAACUCUAAUGUCUAUAAUAGAGAUUAAUGUUGGAA
This is a messenger RNA of Mercurialis annua (annual mercury), 2113 nucleotides long. RefSeq names its product SUN domain-containing protein 5. The record is from RefSeq and is a predicted model, not a curated record. The transcript has 4 exons. Lineage: Eukaryota; Viridiplantae; Streptophyta; Magnoliopsida; Malpighiales; Euphorbiaceae. Gene Ontology annotation, biological process: protein folding in endoplasmic reticulum. Gene Ontology annotation, cellular component: cytoplasm; membrane. Bases 131 to 2035 code for a protein of 634 amino acids.